Molecule: messenger RNA, 776 nt
Organism: Arachis ipaensis
Lineage: Eukaryota; Viridiplantae; Streptophyta; Magnoliopsida; Fabales; Fabaceae
Source: RefSeq, a predicted model, not a curated record
GUAAGAUGUACGUGUUUGCAUUCAUCAAGUUUACAACAAAGGGUGGAGCUUUGAAGGCUAUUGCAGAGAUGAACAGAACGAGGCUAAGAGGGAAGAUCAUCUCAGUCAGAGAAGCGAGGUAUCGACAUAAGAAUGACACGGAGUAUAGUAAGGGGCUUCAAGAGGCGGGUGAUGCCCAGAAUGGUGUGAAAAUUCAAACUCAACCUGAGGAUAGCACGAGGUUUCUGAGGAAAAAUGUGAAAGAGGUGAGAGAGCAGGGGAAAAAGAAAGAUCCACAUGGCAAUGGAUGGACGAAGAAGAUAGAAAUUCCAGUGGCAAAAGUAAACCUAGAAUGGCUACAGAGGAGCCUCAUAGGCGGGGCGACGAAGGCUAUGAACCUCCCAUCUCUGAUGUCUAUGAUUAGGAAGAAUCUGCCUCAAGUGGUGCAUGUGCGAGAGCUAGGAGCGUAUAAGGCUCUCAUGACUUUUGAUAGUGUAUUGAGUGCAGAAGAAGCCUACACGUUCAAAAUGAACAAUAUGUUGCAAUUUUUCCACAACGUAUGGAGAUGGAAUGAGGAGGAACGUAGUAAAACUCGAAGGGUCUGGUUAGAAUGUUUCGGUGUUCUAUUGCAUACGUGGUCAGUGGAGACAUUUAAGGUCAUAGAAAGCCAAUGGGGAGAAGUGAUUGGAUGUGACGAAGCCACUAAAUCUUGCCUCUCAUUUAGCGUUGGACGGGUACAAAUUGAUACUUGUAUCAUGGACGCCAUCAACGAAUGAAUCCACGUCACAGUUGGCACU